AGAAUUGGAAGCUAAAGCUACCAAAGACGUAGAGAGAAAUCUUAGCAGGGAUUUAGUGCAAGAAGAAGAACAGUUGAUGGAAGAAAAGAAAAAGAAAAAAGACGACAAGAAAAAGAAGGAAGCUGCUCAAAAGAAGGCCACUGAACAAAAAAUCAAAGUGCCAGAACAGAUAAAGCCCAGUGUAAGCCAGCCUCAGCCUGCCAACUCUGAUAACGGCACUUCCACAGCAACCAGCACUAAUAAUAAUGCCAAGCGAGCUACAGCCAGCAAUCAGCAGCCGCCGCCGCAGCAACAGCAGCAGCAGCAGCAGCAGCAGCAGCAGCAGCAGCAGCAGGAGCAGCAACAGCAGCCACAGGCCUUGCCUCGGUAUCCUCGUGAAGUACCUCCACGAUUUCGCCACCAGGAACACAAACAGCUUCUAAAGAGGGGUCAGCAUUUUCCAGUCAUAGCAGCAAACCUGGGAUCUGCUGUUAAGGUGUUAAACAGCCAAUCAGAAAGCAGUGCUGUAACAAAUCAACAGCCACAAAAUAACGGAGAGGUGCAGAACAGCAAAAACCAGUCAGAUAUAAAUCAUAAUACUUCAGGAUCCCAUUAUGAAAAUUGCCAGCGGGGACCUGUGUCUUCUACAAGUGACUGUAGCACAAGCUGUAAGAAUGCUGUAAAGGACUUGUUGGAAAAAGAAGCAUGGCCCUCAGUCCCUGGCAGUGACCCUGAGUUGGCUUCAGAAUGUAUGGAUGCUGAUUCUGCCUCCAGUUCUGAGUCAGAGAGAAACAUCACUGUCAUGGCUUCAGGGAACACAGGUGGUGAAAAAGAUGGCCUUCGGAAUAGCACUGGACUCAGUUCUCAAAGCAAGUUUGUGGUUGGUAGCAGCAGCAAUAAUGUAGGCCAUGGAAGUAGUACUGGGCCAUGGGGCUUCCCCCAUGGAGCCAUAAUAAGCACAUGUCAGGUCUCUGUGGAUGCUCCUGAAAGCAAAUCAGAAAGUAGUAACAAUAGAAUGAAUGCUUGGGGCACUGUAAGUUCUUCAUCAAAUGGAGGGUUAAAUCCAAGCACUUUGAAUUCAGCUAGCAACCAUGGUGCCUGGCCAGUAUUAGAAAACAAUGGACUUGCCCUAAAAGGGCCUGUAGGGAGUGGGAGUUCUGGCAUCAAUAUUCAGUGUAGUACCAUAGGCCAGAUGCCUAACAAUCAGAGUAUCAACUCUAAAGUCAGUGGCUCUUCUACCCAUGGUACCUGGGGCAGCCUUCAGGAAACUUGUGACCCUGAAGUAAGUGGUACACAGAAGGUUUCGUUCAGUGGUCAACCUCAGAAUAUCACCACUGAAACAACUGGACCAAAUAACACUACUAACUUUAUGACCUCUAGUUUACCAAACUCCGGUUCAGUACAGAAUAAUGAACUGCCUACUAGUAAUCCAGGGGCCUGGCGUGUGAGCACAAUGAAUCAUCCUCAGAUACAGGCUCCGUCAGUUAUGAAUGGCACUUCCCUUUCUCACCUUAGCAAUGGAGAGUCAAAAACUGGAGGCUCCUACGGUACUACAUGGGGUGCCUAUGGUUCUAAUUACUCUGGCGACAAAUGUGCAGGCCCUAAUGGCCAAGCCAAUGGUGACACUGUGAAUGCAACUCUAAUGCAGCCUGGCAUAAAUGGGCCUAUGGGCACUAACUUUCAAAUUAACACAAAUAAAGGGGGAGGUGUAUGGGAGCCUGGGACAACAAAUUCCCAGAGUUCACCAUGGGGAAGUGGAAAUGGUGCGAAUUCUGGAGGAAGUCGAAGAGGAUGGGGAAGUCCUGCACAGAACACUGGCACUAGUCUACCCAGUGUUGAAUGGAACAAACUGCCUAGCAAUCAGCAUUCCAAUGAUAGUGCAAAUGGCAAUGGUAAGAAGUUUACAAAUGGAUGGAAAUCUACUGAGGAAGAGGAUCAGGGUUCUGCCACGUCUCAGACAAAUGAGCAAAACAGUGUGUGGGCCAAAACAGGAGGCACAGUGGAGAGUGAUGGUAGUACCGAGAGCACUGGACGCCUUGAUGAAAAAGUAACUGGGGAAAGUCAGAGUAGAGAUAGAAGAAAAAUUGAUCAGCACACAUUACUCCAAAGCAUUGUAAACAGAACUGACUUAGAUCCACGUGUCCUAUCCAACUCUGGUUGGGGACAGACUCCUAUUAAGCAGAAUACUGCCUGGGAUACAGAGACAUCACCAAGAGGGGAAAGAAAGACUGACAAUGGGACAGAGGCCUGGGGAAGCUCUGCAACACAGACUUUUAACUCAGGGGCAUGUAUAGAUAAGACUAGCCCUAAUAGUAAUGAUACCUCAUCUGUAUCAGGGUGGGGUGAUCCCAAACCUACUCUGAGGUGGGGAGAUUCCAAAGGCUCAAACUGCCAGGGGGGGUGGGAAGAUGAUUCUGCUGCUACAGGAAUGAUCAAGAGCAAUCAGUGGGGGAAUUGCAAAGAAGAGAAGUCUGCAUGGAAUGAUUCGCAAAAGAACAAACAAGGGUGGGGUGAUGGACAAAAGUCAAACCAAGGUUGGUCCAUUUCUGCCAGUGAUAACUGGGGAGAAACUUCCAGGAGUAACCAUUGGGGUGAGACUAAUAAGAAAUCCAGCUCAGGAGGUAGUGACAGUGACAGGUCCAUUUCUGGUUGGAAUGAACUUGGUAAAACUAGUUCUUUUACUUGGGGAAAUAAUAUAAAUCCAAAUAAUUCAUCAGGAUGGGAUGACUCUUCUAAACCUAAUUCUUCCCAGGGAUGGGGAGACCCUCCAAAGUGUAAUCAGUCUCUCGGUUGGGGAGAUUCAUCAAAACCAGUUAGUUCUCCAGAUUGGAACAAGCAACAAGACAUUGUUGGAUCGUGGGGAAUCCCACCAGCCACUGGCAAGCCUCCUGGUACAGGCUGGCUAGGAGGACCUAUUCCAGCUCCAACAAAGGAGGAAGAACCCACAGGCUGGGAGGAGCCAUCCCCAGAAUCUAUACGACGAAAAAUGGAGAUUGACGAUGGAACUUCAGCUUGGGGAGAUCCGAGCAAAUACAACUACAAAAAUGUGAACAUGUGGAAUAAAAACAUCCCAGAUGGCAGCAGCCGCUCAGACCAGCAAGCACAGAUGCAUCGGUUGCUGCCAUCUGCAAACACUGUCUCAAGCAAGGAGGCAAGCAGUGGCUCUGGCUGGGGUGAGCCCUGGGGAGAGCCUUCUACUCCUGCCACGACUGUGGAUAAUGGUACUUCAGCCUGGGGUAAACCCACAGACAGUGGUCCCAGCUGGGGAGAACCCAUUAGUGCGGCAUCCAACACAUCCACCUGGGGCUCCAGCUCUGUUGGUCCACAGUCAUUAAGCAAAUCUGGGCCCAAAUCUAUGCAAGAUGGCUGGUGUGGUGAUGAUAUGCCAUUGCCUGGAAGUCGCCCCACUGGCUGGGAAGAGGAGGAGGAUGUGGAGAUUGGAAUGUGGAACAGUAACUCAUCUCAAGAGCUUAACUCAUCUUUAAAUUGGCCACCAUAUACCAAGAAAAUGUCAUCAAAGGGUCUGAGUGGCAAAAAAAGGAGAAGGGAAAGGGCAAUGAUGAAAGGUGGAAACAAACAAGAAGACGCAUGGAUAAAUCCAUUUGUUAAAUAGUUUUCAAAUAUCAGUUUUUCGAGAGACUCACCAGAAGAAAAUGUACAGAGCAAUAAGAUGGAUCUUUCUGGAGGAAUGUUACAAGACAAGCGAAUGGAGAUAGAUAAACAUAGCCUAAAUAUUGGUGAUUACAAUCGCACGGUCGGGAAAGGUCCUGGUUCUCGGCCUCAGAUUUCCAAAGAGUCUUCCAUGGAGCGCAAUCCUUACUUUGAUAAGAAUGGCAAUCCUAGUAUGUUUGGUGUUGGAAACACAGCAGCACAACCCCGGGGCAUGCAGCAGCCUCCAGCACAACCUCUCAGUUCAUCUCAGCCUAAUCUCCGUGCUCAAGUGCCUCCUCCAUUACUCUCCCCUCAGGUUCCAGUUUCAUUGCUGAAGUAUGCACCAAACAACGGUGGCCUGAACCCGCUCUUUGGCCCUCAACAGGUAGCCAUGCUGAACCAGCUAUCCCAACUAAACCAGCUUUCUCAGAUCUCCCAGUUACAGCGAUUGUUAGCUCAGCAGCAGAGGGUGCAGCAGAGUCAGAGAAGUGUGCCUUCUGCUAACAGACAGCAGCAAGAUCAGCAGGGUCGACCUCUUAGUGUACAGCAGCAGAUGAUGCAACAGUCUCGUCAACUUGAUCCAAGCCUGCUGGUGAAGCAGCAGACUCCGCCUUCUCAGCAGCCGCUUCAUCAGCCAGCCAUGAAGUCCUUCCUUGAUAAUGUCAUGCCCCACACUACACCCGAGCUGCAGAAAGGGCCAUCGCCAGUAAAUGCUUUCAGCAACUUUCCUAUAGGCUUGAACUCAAACUUGAAUGUAAAUAUGGACAUGAACAGUAUUAAAGAGCCACAGUCAAGACUAAGGAAGUGGACUACAGUGGACAGCAUUUCUGUGAACACAUCUUUGGAUCAAAACUCCAGCAAACAUGGUGCUAUUUCAAGUGGUUUUAGGCUGGAAGAAACUCCAUUUGUUCCCUAUGACUUUAUGAAUAGCAGUACUUCACCAGCCAGUCCUCCAGGUUCAAUAGGAGAUGGCUGGCCACGUGCCAAAUCGCCUAACGGCUCUAGCAGUGUUAACUGGCCACCAGAAUUUCGCCCUGGUGAACCAUGGAAAGGUUAUCCAAACAUUGACCCUGAAACUGACCCUUACGUCACUCCUGGCAGUGUCAUAAACAGUCUUUCAAUUAAUACUGUGCGGGAAGUUGAUCACCUCAGGGACAGGAACAGUGGGUCAUCCUCAUCCUUGAACACCACGCUGCCUUCAACUAGUGCCUGGUCAUCCAUUCGUGCCUCCAACUACAAUGUUCCCCUCAGCAGUACAGCACAAAGCACUUCAGCCAGAAAUAGUGAUUCCAAAUUGACGUGGUCUCCUGGUUCAGUUACAAACACCUCUCUGGCUCAUGAGCUGUGGAAAGUCCCUUUGCCACCUAAAAACAUCACUGCUCCGUCCCGCCCACCUCCAGGGCUGACUGGUCAGAAGCCACCCUUGUCUACGUGGGAUAAUUCUCCCCUUCGUGUAGGUGGAGGAUGGGGAAAUUCUGAUGCCAGAUAUACCCCAGGUUCCAGCUGGGGAGAGAGCAGCUCAGGGAGAAUAACGAAUUGGCUUGUUUUGAAAAACCUCACACCUCAGAUUGAUGGCUCAACUCUGCGCACCCUGUGCAUGCAGCAUGGCCCACUGAUUACAUUCCAUCUGAACCUCCAACAUGGAAAUGCUCUGGUCCGUUACAGUUCAAAAGAAGAGGUAGUGAAGGCACAAAAGUCUCUGCACAUGUGUGUGCUGGGGAACACUACUAUUCUCGCUGAGUUUGCCAGUGAAGAGGAGAUCAGUCGCUUCUUUGCACAAAGUCAGUCUCUGACCCCUUCUCCUGGCUGGCAGUCUCUUGGGACCAGCCAGAGCCGGCUAGGCUCCCUUGACUGUUCCCACUCAUUCUCCAGCCGGACCGAUCUCAAUCACUGGAAUGGUGCUGGGCUGUCGGGAACUAACUGUGGAGACCUUCACGGCACUUCCCUCUGGGGGACCCCACAUUAUUCCACAAGCCUGUGGGGUCCCCCAAGCAGCAGCGACCCCCGGGGAAUUAGCAGCCCAUCCCCUAUUAAUGCUUUUCUUUCUGUUGACCACCUGGGUGGGGGUGGAGAGUCCAUGUAACCACAUAGGUAUAGACGCAAACUGUGACCUCAAGAUGAGAAGGAAAGGAGCACUAAGUUGGGCUCGCCGCCUGCAGCAGGGCCACCUGUGGGAACAGCUAUUUCUGCACAUUUUCCACUUUGUUUUCCCCAGAACAUAUCAGUUUGAAUACUUGAAUCAUGCAGGCCAAUAUUAUAAUGUGAAAGGGUAUCUAUCUAUUUACACUCCCAAAUAGCGCCAUACAGCUAACCGUGUGGAAUGAGCUCACUUGUGUAUUCAUCAUGUUUAGCCUUCGGAUUCCUUCUUUCCUUCAUUUCCAUCCCCCAUCCCCACCUUUUAUUUUUAUUUGUAUUUUUUUGCAAAACCAGUUUUUGGGCUGAUGUAUGAGCUUUUACCUUUGCACUGAGUGAUGUUCUCUCCGUCUAAUCGGCAAUAUGGGGGGGGCAGCUGUUCCAGUGUAAAUGUUUACUCAAGGAUGUUCUUAAAGGCGAGCACUCUCUACUAUGCCUCAUGUUGCCUACCUUAUUGUGGUAUCGUGGAGUUUAAAAGAUCAAGUUAAGAUACUGACGUAGGAUUCUUAAUGAAAGUAUUGCACCAGUUUUUUCAUGUUGUAAAACUAAAGAAUUUUCGCUCUACAGUUUGAGAAACUGUGGCCACCGCUGUGACCUGCAGCCCGCCUGCUGCCCAGGACGGGCCCUGCACUUUGAACAGGCUUUCCAUGUUGUUUUGGAGGUUCCCACGGUGAACCUUCUUGUUUACAGAUUUUUUGUUUGUUUUUUGAGAAAAAAAAAAUGUUUACUCUUCCAUCAUUUAAAAAAAAUUUAAAAGACAAAAAAAAAAGAGGAGGGUGGUUUAAAAGAAGCUUUCUAUCUCUGGGAAAAAGAGCAGCAUUUGGCCAUGUUCUUCUGUUUUCUACCCCUGUCCUAAAUCAAAGAGCAUGGUUCUCAGGAAACCAGUUCCCCGUCAAAAAAAAUCUUGUAGUUUCUUAUAGGAAAAAGAAAACCCCAACUUUUAGCACUGAUAUUACGUAUUGCUCUGUUCAAGAAUUUUCUCUGCCAAAAAAAAGAAAAAAAAGAAAAAAAGAAGAAAAAAAAAAAAAACGCUUUGAGCUGGAGUUGCCGUCUGCUUUCAGAUGCUGUCCUUUAUUAGUGAGUGAUGAUGGUUUGCUGAUAAUCGAUCGCUAGGUGACUUUUUGUAACCCCAUCAGUGGCUCUCAUGUCUCUGCUCUCUUGUGACCGUGUUCAUGUUUAACUGUUGUACCUUAAAGCCGAGAUCAGUAACUAUGCAUACUGUAACCAAGACAUUGGGCUUACAGAGUUGUUUGUUGUAUAAAAAAAAAAAUUUUAAAUGUUGUUGCAAACUAACGAGUUACACCAUUUUAAAAUUUCUUUCCUCCCCAGCUCCUGUUUUUUUGCCCACAAAUGGUAUUAUAAUGCUUGCUUAGUCAAAGAAGAGAGACUAAACAAGGGUAAACUUUUAACAGUACAGAAUAUGCCAUCAUUUCAUUGCCUUGAUUCUAACUGUUUGUGUCCUAAGAUGCAAAAGAGGUCAGUGGCUUUUAACUGUUUACAAAUAGGAUGUGAUUGUAAAUGUACAGUUUGGUUGUGUUUGAAUUAUGAAAUCUUCAGAUAAUAAACCAUGACUUUUUUGGCUGCUCAACAUUAA
Molecule: messenger RNA, 7357 nt
Organism: Cricetulus griseus (Chinese hamster)
Lineage: Eukaryota; Metazoa; Chordata; Mammalia; Rodentia; Cricetidae
Source: RefSeq, a predicted model, not a curated record